UACCGGAAACUGUUCCGUUACUUCCGAUGGGGAAAAUGGCGGCGCGCAGAAUCCGGCAGUUGCUGUGCAACGGCCGGCGUCUAUACAGUGAGGCCUCGGCGACGGAGGCGACGGCCGAACCGGCACCGCCUCCCUCUCUGUACCCGCCCGUGGUAGCCUCUCUCACGGCCAAGAGCCAUGCGGCCAAACUCCGGCGCCGGGAGCUGUGGUUCCAGGACAUCCACGAGGCACCCUCCGUGGAGAUGAAGCUGCGCCUGUACACGAAGCGGCAGCGCCUCAAGUACGUGGUCUACCCGCAGACGUCGGCUAUCAACGCCGACCGCUGGUACCAGAACUUCACCAAGACCGUCUUCGUGCCGGGGCUGCCGACCCUGGAAGGGGCAGCUGCGCCUGACGGCGAAGCCGGCGGCGUGGACGUGGCCGAAUUGCGCUCCGUGGUGUGCGACGUGCUGCUCCAGGAGCGGUUCUACCAGCGCAAGAAGAAGCCCUUCCUCUUCCGCUCCUUCGACCAGGGCCCGGCUCCCUUCCUCACCCACCUGCUGCCUGCCCUCACCGCCCGCCUGGCCAACCUCAACCCCAUCCUCGCUUCCUCAUCCGCUGAUUUUAAAUCAGAGGUAAAUUUCUAUUGGCUGCGUGGUGAGGUGGUUGUGCCUCGUGGACAUCGGAGGGGCAGAACUGAUCCAAUGAGAUUUCAGAUAGAUGAUAAACCUCACUGUCAGCUUCGGAUACCAAAGCAGCUUUCAGAGUUUGUCCCUCUGGACUACGUGGCCCCUGGAGAAGUUCCUGUUUUAAGUGUUUUACCUGACAAACUUCCAUUGUUCAAAAGGCAGUACGACAACAGAAUAUUUAUAGGUUCGAAGUUAGCAGAUCCCUGCAAAUAUGGCCAUACACAAUUUCAUUUGAUUCCUGAAAGACUGAAAAGAGAGAGACUGAUAAGAUUAGGUAUUGCUGAUCAGAUUGAAGUCCCUUAUCGUGCCAAUGGAAUUGCAAGUCUUUUUGCGUGGACUGGAGCACAAGCCAUGUACCAGGGUUUCUGGAGUGAGGCAGAUGUAACCCGGCCCUUCGUGUCGCAGGCUGUGAUUACUGAUGGGAGAUAUUUUGCCUUCUUUUGCUACCAAUUGAAUACCUUGGCUUUAACUGUUGAGGCUGAUAAAGAUAACCCAAGGAAAAAUAUUUGCUGGGGAACUGAAAGUAAGCCCCUCUAUGAGGCAAUAGAAGACAAUGAUGUAAAAGGGUUUGAUGAUGAAGUUCUACUUCAGCUGGUCAGGUUUCUUCUAAACAAGCCAAAAUAAUUGUAACUCAGGCUGGAAAUGAACUGAAGAACUUUGUGCUGUUGAUAGCCAGAAUUGUGUGUCUGUAUGUACCUAUCUGUUGUAUGUACCUAUCUGCUGUUUAAAUGAAAUGUGGAAAAAAUAUUGUGUGUGGGUGGUUU
Sphaerodactylus townsendi is the source of this 1432-nucleotide messenger RNA. It is a transcript of the gene MRPS30, whose product is annotated as mitochondrial ribosomal protein S30. Gene Ontology annotation, molecular function: structural constituent of ribosome. Gene Ontology annotation, cellular component: mitochondrion; ribosome; mitochondrial large ribosomal subunit. Bases 27 to 1292 code for a protein of 421 amino acids. The transcript has 5 exons. The record is from RefSeq and is a predicted model, not a curated record. Gene Ontology annotation, biological process: translation. NCBI's taxonomy places the organism in Eukaryota, Metazoa, Chordata, Lepidosauria, Squamata, Sphaerodactylidae.